UUGCUAGAGGUUUAUUCUGGAAAAUGUCUAUACAACAACUUCCAGCUUGUGCAAGAAGCUUUGGACAAGGCGUCUGAAGGAAGAACCUGCAUCGUAGUGGCUCAUCGACUUUCAACGGUCGUCAACGCCAAUUGCAUAAUGGUCAUUAAGGCUGGAAAAGUUGUCGAAAAAGGUAUGGCUAAUUUUUAUGCAUUUCUGCCUUGUUGUCUACAUGCAAUUCAUCAACUCAUACAUGAUCUGUAUGUGGUAUAAAC
Messenger RNA from Strongylus vulgaris, 254 nucleotides. NCBI's taxonomy places the organism in Eukaryota, Metazoa, Nematoda, Chromadorea, Rhabditida, Strongylidae. The record is from the annotation of a GenBank genome assembly.